Quercus robur (English oak) is the source of this 879-nucleotide messenger RNA. RefSeq names its product probable xyloglucan endotransglucosylase/hydrolase protein 10. Gene Ontology annotation, cellular component: cell wall; apoplast. Gene Ontology annotation, molecular function: xyloglucan:xyloglucosyl transferase activity; hydrolase activity, hydrolyzing O-glycosyl compounds. Gene Ontology annotation, biological process: xyloglucan metabolic process; cell wall biogenesis. Bases 1 to 879 code for a protein of 292 amino acids. The transcript is spliced from 4 exons. Lineage: Eukaryota; Viridiplantae; Streptophyta; Magnoliopsida; Fagales; Fagaceae. The record is from RefSeq and is a predicted model, not a curated record.
AUGAAGAAUUGUCACAGACAAAUCAUUUUUAUUGCCCUUGUUACCUUAAACUUGAUUAAAAUUUCAGUAGCAACUCUUUUUUCAGGGAACUAUAACCAGGAUUUCAUUAUAGAAUAUUCCCCUAACCAUGUUUAUACUUCUCCCAAUGGCCGAUUUAGAACCUUGUCGCUUGACCAUGAUUCAGGUUCUGGUUUCACUUCGAAGGUGAAGCUUUUAUUUGGACAAUUCGACAUGCAAAUCAAACUAGUACCUGGUCGUUCUGCUGGCACUGUUGUGGCCUUCUAUCUGAAGUCGGGCGAUAGUAAUAAUCGUGACGAAGUAGAUUUUGAAUUCCUUGGCAAUGUAAUCGGGAAGCCAUAUGGUCUGCAAACAAAUAUUUUUUCUGAUGGAAGCGGAAAUCGGGAACAGAAGAUUCACUUGUGGUUUGAUCCAACAAAGGACUUCCAUACUUAUUCAAUCUUGUGGAAUAUAUACCUAAUUAUGUUCAUGGUGGAUGGGAUCCCCAUAAGAGUUUACAGAAACCAUGCAGACAAGGGAGUUCAAUAUCCUCAGUGGAAGCCUAUGAACCUUGUAGCCAGCAUUUGGAAUGGUGAAGGUUGGGCAACAAGAGAUGGCAAAGACAAAAUUGAUUGGUCAAAGGCCCCAUUCAUAGCUUCCUUCAGAAACUACAAGGUCGACGCUUGUUUCUGGAGAGGAAAUGCAGGUUUUUGCAGGGCAAAUAGCCCUCCUAAUUGGUGGAACAAUCCAAGAUUCAGUCAGCUAAAUCCCUGGCAAAGAAAGAUGCUCAUAUGGGUUAGGAAGUACUACAUGUAUUAUGACUACUGUACAGAUCAUAAAAGAUUCCCUUCCCUUCCAAAGGAAUGCACCAUUGCUCUCUAG